GAGCAUUGGAUUACAGCAGGCAGGGACUGACUCGAGGGGAGGAGAACACGCCCCUUGGCCCCACAAGUGCAACUUCAUUUAGCGGCUCCCAGCAGAAGGAAACUGCAAGUCUGAAAGUGGCUGCGAGGCUCCCGGCCGGCUUGGCCGCUCGCCACAGCGGGCAGAGGCUGCGGGAGGGUGAGAUCCGAGCCAGCCCAGAGCCCUUCCCCGGCGGCGGCACCGGGAGCCCAGGAGCGGCUAAGCUGUUGUCCUGCUGUGCAUGAAGCGUGUUUGAAGUCAUGUCCAGAAGGAAAGUGCUCUAAAUCAGCAUUUUGCAAGUGAAUAGAGAUGCAAUGGAGGUAGAGUCCAGCACCUACACCGACUUCAUUUCCUGCGACCGGGCUGGCCGGAGGAACGCUGUCCAUGACAUCCAGCGAGAGGCAACCACCAUCAGCAUGCGCAAGCUGACCGAGGACAUGGGUGACCUCGCUGUUGAGGGAGCAGAAAGCCAAAGAGAUGCCAGUUCUUCUGACAACGACCCUGGAGCAAGACCAAAGGGGCAGGAAAGCAGCCCGUCCCCAUGAGAGCAAAACGGGGGUGGGAUGGGCAGGAGGAGGGCCUUGCUGUGAACAUUAAACAAGAAUUGGUUGAAUCUGUGGACAAAAGCCAACCUGGAACAGCAAGUCGUCUGUCAAAUGCCUCUGCUGGAACCGUGCUUGUGUAGAGAGACACAAGACACUUGCAAGGACUGGCACCUCCAAAAGACUUCUGCCCCCAUCCCUAAUGGUUUAGAGCAACACUGCCGUGGCUGUAGUGAUAUGAGCCAUUCUCGAGAUGCCUUAGCUGCAAUUUUCUCUUAGGGGAAAAACAGUUUCAGUAAUAAUAGACACACCACAUUUUCCUGUCCAAGGUACCUUCCUCCUUUGUAGAUUUAGACUAUUAUUUAUUCUGUUUCCAUAGAUUAGAAAUUUAGAUUAUUGUUUUUUCUAAGCCUCACCCUCAUCUGCAUCUUAGACCUGGCCUCUGGAUUGUCCACAUGGCCCCUCGUCAGGGUGGGCAGCAGGGAAAGGACCCGACCUGUCCUGCUGCCCUCAUGUCAACACCACUCACCUGUGCUGCUGCUGCUGCUGCUUAGCAUCAGGAAAGGACCAAAGCACAGCUCUGUGGGGAUGAGCCCCACCUGGAGACCCAGCAGCACCAGCCACAGGCAUCUCUUUCUCUGGGCUUUAACACUUCAAGGUGUUCUUAAGGGGAGGGGAGGAACAUUUUGCUGGUUUGACUGUUGACAUUCAGGCUUAACUUUGCAAGCUGUUAGCUGAGAUGAUCUCUGGUAGGAUCUCACACCCUUCUCUUUAAGGAGACAUGUUUUGUGUUAAAGAUGGUUUGAUAAAACUACAGAAGCUGUUGGAAUAAAUGACAUAGCCUUCAACUCCUGAGGGUGUUUU
Messenger RNA from Parus major (Great Tit), 1424 nucleotides. It is a transcript of the gene PKIG, whose product is annotated as cAMP-dependent protein kinase inhibitor gamma. NCBI's taxonomy places the organism in Eukaryota, Metazoa, Chordata, Aves, Passeriformes, Paridae. The coding region runs from base 333 to 563 and encodes 76 amino acids. The transcript is spliced from 4 exons. Gene Ontology annotation, molecular function: cAMP-dependent protein kinase inhibitor activity. Gene Ontology annotation, biological process: negative regulation of cAMP-dependent protein kinase activity. Gene Ontology annotation, cellular component: nucleus; cytoplasm. The record is from RefSeq and is a predicted model, not a curated record.